UGGGAGCAUAAAUUACUUCUAACACCCAGCGCUCCAUCAGAAUUACUCGUUGGUGAUCCUGAAGUCAAGACAAUUCAGGUGCUUGCAACUGAAGUCAAAAACUACAAUGACAUCCUCAGGCGUUUGAGUCAGUUUUCCUCCUGGACAACAAUUCUUAAGGUGGUAGCAAGAAUCAAGAGGCUGGGGUCUAAACAGAAACAACACAGAAACUGCGACGGCCGACAGAGACACAGCAAAUGGCCGAACUUCCCAAAGAACGCGUCGAAGCCUCAGCACCUUUCACAUGCAGCGGAAUGGACUGUUUCGGUCCUUUCAUUAUAAAGAAAGCCCGCAAAGAAUACAAAAGAUACGGCUUGAUUUUCACAUGUCUGUACUCUAGAGCUGUUCAUAUUGAAAUGCUCGAAGAUUUGUCAACAGACUCAUUCAUCAACUCAUUGAGAUGCUUCAUCAGCCUGAGAGGAGCUGUUCAACAACUACGCUGUGACCAAGGCUCUAAUUUUGUUGGCGCCAGGAAUGAGCUAAAAGAAGCACUUAAACAAUGUGACACUAAGCUACUGGAAAUCUUCCUGACUGAGAAGCAGUGCGAAUUUGUCUUCAGUGCUCCCUCUGACAGUCACGCAGGCGGUGUCUGGGAACGCCAGAUCAGAACUGUUAGAAACGUGCUGAAUGCCACCUUUGCACAGUGCCCAGGUCGACUUGAUGACGCCUCCCUCAGAACACUGCUAUAUGAGGCCAUGGAUAUUGUUAACAGCCGCCCAUUAACAGUGGAUGGAAUCAAUGAUCCUCAGGCACUGGAGCCUAUAACACCGAAUCACCUCAUAAUGAUGAAAUCUAAAGUUGCUCUUCCUCCUCCUGGAGUAUUUGUCAAGGAGGACCUGUAUGCGACAAAGAGGUGGAGAAGAGUUCAGUAUCUUAUCGAACAGUUUUGGAGCCGCUGGAAAAAGGAGUAUCUGCUGAACAUAUCCAUAAGACAGAAAUGGCACUCACCUCAGCGCAACCUCAAAGUGAAUGAUAUUGUCAUUAUUAAAGACGACAACCUCCCAAGAAAUCAGUGGCAACUUGGAUGAGUGAUUGAGACUGUUCAAAGUAGUGAUGGUUUAGUUCGUCGAGUUAAAGUGCAAGUUGGGGAGAGGAAACCUCA
This is a messenger RNA of Xyrauchen texanus (razorback sucker), 1141 nucleotides long. RefSeq lists its product as uncharacterized. NCBI's taxonomy places the organism in Eukaryota, Metazoa, Chordata, Actinopteri, Cypriniformes, Catostomidae. Gene Ontology annotation, molecular function: nucleic acid binding. The coding region runs from base 237 to 1067 and encodes 276 amino acids. The transcript is spliced from 2 exons. The record is from RefSeq and is a predicted model, not a curated record. Gene Ontology annotation, biological process: DNA integration.